AUGGGGGGGUGCCCUGUGUGGGAAGAGGGGACAGGGCAGCUGCUGUUCGUGGACAUCACCGCAGGGCUCGUGUGCCGGUGGAGCCCACUCACAGGGCAGGUGCAGACCGUGGGCCUGAGAAACCGCAUUGGCUGCGUGGCUCUGUGCCAGAACGGGGCCUACAUGGUAGCGGCUGGCACCCACCUCGGCUUCCUGGACUGGGAGACACAGCAGGUGCAGUGGGUGGCCUGGCUGGACAGGGACAAGCCCCACAACAGGUUCACCGACAGCAAGGUGGGCCCUGCCGGGAGGUUUGUGGCAGGCACCAUGCCGGAGCCGUCCGCCCCAGGAGUGUGGGAGCGAGGGCAGGGCUCCCUGUACACGCUCUAUGCUGACCACUCGGUGGUCAGACACCUGCAUGGGCUGGGCAUCCCAAAUGGGCUGGACUGGUCCCUGGACCACAGCACCUUCUACCACGUUGACAGCCUGGACUACUCCGUGCAUGUGUACGACUAUGACGUGCAGACCGGCAAGAUCGGUAGGAGCCCCGGCCCUUCCUUACUCCCGCCCUAG
Molecule: messenger RNA, 552 nt
Organism: Galeopterus variegatus (Sunda flying lemur)
Lineage: Eukaryota; Metazoa; Chordata; Mammalia; Dermoptera; Cynocephalidae
Product: regucalcin-like
Exons: 3
Coding region: 1-552 (183 amino acids)
Biological process (GO): L-ascorbic acid biosynthetic process
Molecular function (GO): gluconolactonase activity; calcium ion binding
Source: RefSeq, a predicted model, not a curated record